GAAAGCUCGCGCGAUCGCGCUCCGUCUUCGUUGAAUCUAUUCGCAGGGAAAAAAUCGCGGGGAGUCGCGCGCGAGCAGGACGGAGCGUAGAAGCCAGCCCGGCGAGCGAUGGCCAACGGGGGAUCAAUUGUUUAAAUGACGCAGCCAGUGCCGAGGCCGCGAUCAGCCCCGUCGGUUCGACGGCUCGCGAAACGUUCCACGGUGCUGUGAAAAUCGUGAAACCCGCGAGUGCGGCGACUCGAAUGAAAACGCGCAGCGGUCGAGGACGAUGGCUGUGAUCCGUCUGAGGGAAGUACGAUUCUCGGCGUUGCUGCGCUGGGGUGUGUCGUAGGGCAGAACGAACGGAGGAGGAUUGAUCGGAGGGGGCUGAUUCUUCGUGGCUGUCGACAGGAGGCUCGGCCAGUGCGAUGUUGGAGCUGCUCGUGAUAGUUCUGGCGUCGACGAGCGUGGUCGAGGGUUCGUUACCACCCGAGGAAGAGGACAAUGUGUUGCACAUCGGCGGCAUUUUCCCGAUAGCGGGGGAGGGUGGCUGGCAGGGAGGUCAGGCAUGCAUGCCAGCGGUGAACCUGGCCUUGGACGAUGUCAACCGCGAGAAGAACCUGUUACCGGGCUUCACGCUGAAGCUGCACUCGAACGACAGCGAGUGCGAGCCAGGACUCGGCGCCUCGGUGAUGUACAACUUGUUGUACUACAGCCCGCGGAAGCUGAUGCUGCUGGCGGGGUGCAGCACGGUCUGUACGACCGUCGCCGAGGCGGCCAAGAUGUGGAACUUGGUCGUGCUCUGCUACGGCGCCUCGUCCCCGGCGUUGUCCGAUCGUAACAGGUUCCCGACGCUGUUCAGAACCCACCCGUCCGCCACGGUGCACAAUCCGACGCGGAUCAAACUGUUGCAGAAGUUCGGCUGGUCUCGGGUGGCGAUCCUGCAGCAGGCCGAAGAAGUGUUCAUAUCCACCGUAGAAGACUUAGAGUCCCGUUGCAAGGAGGCGGGGAUAGAAAUAGUGACGCGCCAAAGCUUUCUGUCCGAUCCUUCGGACGCGGUGCGGAAUCUGCGACGCCAGGACGCCAGGAUCAUCGUGGGCCUUUUCUACGUGGUGGCGGCGAGGCGGGUACUCUGCGAGCUCUACCAUCAGAACCUGUACGGAAAGAGCUACGUGUGGUUCUUCAUCGGUUGGUACGAGGACAACUGGUUCGAGGUGAACCUGGACAAGGAGGGGAUCACCUGCACCAAGGAGCAGAUGAGGCUGGCGGCCGAGGGACACCUGACCACGGAGGCGCUCAUGUGGAACCAGAACAACGACACGACAAUCAGCGGGAUGACGUCCGAGGACUUCAGGCUGCGGCUGAACAAGAUGCUGAAGGAGGACGGAUACGACAUCGACAACAACCGGUACCCCGAAGGAUACCAGGAGGCACCGCUCGCCUACGACGCGGUUUGGUCGGUCGCGUUAGCGUUCAACAAAUCGAUGGAGAAGCUGGCCAAGCAGGGGAAGAGCCUGAAGAACUUCGUGUACACGGACAGGGAGAUCGCCGACGAGAUCUACUCGGCCAUCAACUCGACGCAGUUCCUCGGCGUAUCUGGAUACGUUGCGUUUAGCUCCCAAGGCGACAGAAUCGCAUUGACCCAAAUUGAGCAGGUGAUCGAUGGGAAGUACGUCAAGUUAGGGUACUACGAUACGCAGAGCGACAAUCUGACUUGGAGAAACAUGGAACGGUGGAUCGGCGGCAAGGUGCCGCAGGACAGGACGAUCGUGAGGACGGUGCUUAGAACGGUGUCCUUGCCGUUGUUCAUAUGUAUGUGCACCAUAUCCUCGAUAGGGAUCGUUCUAGCCGUCGGUCUAAUUAUAUUUAACAUUUGGAACAGGCACAGGAGCGUCAUCAUGUCCUCCCAUCCCGUCUGCAACACGAUCAUGCUGGUGGGGGUGAUCGCGUGUUUCGUGUCGGUGUUUCUAUUAGGCAUCGACGGCCGAUUCGUCACCGAAUGGGAGUACCCGGCGGUUUGCCAGGCCCGUGCCUGGAUGCUGUCCACGGGGUUCACCCUGGCGUUCGGCGCCAUGUUCAGCAAAGUGUGGCGGGUGCACAGGCUGACGACGAAGACGAAAGCGGACCAGGCGAAGUCUCUCACGCAGUCUGCACCGCUCCUGCAUGGCCCGCAGCUCCCGCUCGUACGGCCCCUGACUUUAAACAAGAAAAUACAACCGUGGAAGCUGUACACGAUGGUAAGUGGGCUGCUCGCGAUGGACAUUGUGCUGCUGAUCUCCUGGCAGGUGCUCGAUCCUCUCCAAAGAAAGAUGGAGACGUUCCCGUUGGAGUCGUCGCCGUUCGGUGACGACGACGCCAGGAUCAGGCCGGAGCUGGAGCACUGCGAGAGCGACCACAACAACGUUUGGCUAGGUUUGGUUUACAGCUACAAGGGCAUCAUCCUCGUGUUCGGCCUGUUCCUCGCCUACGAGACGCGCAGCAUCAAGGUCAAGCAGAUCAACGACUCCAGAUACGUCGGCAUGUCGAUCUACAACGUGGUCGUGCUCUGCGUGAUCACCGUGCCGGUCACCAUGGUCAUCGCCAGCCAGCAGGACGCCAGCUUCGCGUUCGUCGCGCUCGCCAUAGUCUUCUGCUGCGUCCUCAGCAUGGCGUUGAUCUUCGUGCCGAAGAUGAUCGAGGUGAUCAGCCACCCGAAGGACAAGGCCGAGUCCAAGUACAACGAGAACGUCGGCAUGUCCAAGGAGGACGAGGAGAAGUACCAGAAGCUGCUCAAGGAGAACGAUGAACUUCAGAAGCUUAUAGCAGCGAAAGAAGAGAAGAUCAAAGUCCUGAAGCAGAUGCUGGCGGAGAGGGACGCGCUGAAAGGCGGCAUCGGAAACGUCCCGAAGGACUCGCUGAUCGUCGCCGACUUCGUGACCGGCGAGGGGACCUCGGACAGCGCGAUCGAAACGGACCAGGUCGGCUGAAAAUCGAAGAGUCCCCGUCGAUCAGGACGACGAAAGCGAUACACACGUGCGAACGAGCUGAAAGCUCCCCCGUUCCGUUUCUCUCUGGGUGUCUUUCUCGUCUCUCUUCUAAAGCUAGCGUACACGGACACGCGGGCCCCGAUGGAAAUAUUUGGACCGUUCUGUUGUCGUAACCGAGAGCAGUGCCCGGGGGCUGUGAGCCGGGAAAUCCGAUUUCCCCGAGGGAAAGCUCGAGCCGCUGGACGAGACGGUUGCCAUCCGAAAAUACUCGCCUUUCCUCGCCGAGAGAAAGAGAAUGAUUUCUCGUGGCCGGCGAGCCUCGGUGCGGAGGCCGGAAGUUUUCAGCCGAGAAACGGAGACUCGUUCUCGAUCCUCGCGAGCUUUCGUUGUCGGGAGAGGAGGGCGACAACGUGAUUUGACUGCAAUUCAAAUUUUAUCCGUAUAUACACAAAAGACGAUUCGCGUGCGUGUAUUGCGUAGACUGGUUAAGCCACCGGCGCACCAUGGAUUUUUGGAUAACGGUGCGGCUUCAAUUCCGCCACUCUACGUACAUACGUUCCGUGGUUUAGAGAGACUCUAACGGAUGUUUUCUGUUCACACUGUUUCUAAUCGAUCCACGGUAUUUUUUACUGUACCUAUUCGAUCGACUGUCGCGCGGGCAGCGCUUGACUUUAAAAAAGUACGAUUAUUAUUAUCAUUAUUAUUAUUAUUAUCAUUAUUAUUAUUAUUAUCAUUAUUAUUAUUAUUAUCAUU
This is a messenger RNA of Megalopta genalis, 3698 nucleotides long. It is a transcript of the gene GABA-B-R1, whose product is annotated as gamma-aminobutyric acid type B receptor subunit 1. Gene Ontology annotation, cellular component: membrane; G protein-coupled receptor heterodimeric complex. Lineage: Eukaryota; Metazoa; Arthropoda; Insecta; Hymenoptera; Halictidae. Gene Ontology annotation, biological process: G protein-coupled receptor signaling pathway; gamma-aminobutyric acid signaling pathway. Gene Ontology annotation, molecular function: G protein-coupled GABA receptor activity. The record is from RefSeq and is a predicted model, not a curated record.